Molecule: messenger RNA, 2291 nt
Organism: Camellia sinensis
Lineage: Eukaryota; Viridiplantae; Streptophyta; Magnoliopsida; Ericales; Theaceae
Source: RefSeq, a predicted model, not a curated record
UAAUCACUACUAGUCGCUUCUCUUUCACUUUCUUCUUCUUCUUCUUUAUUGUAAAGUAUAUAAUGACAAUAAUUUGGUGUUACUUUACAGCCCUUGUUCAGUCUCUCAGUCAGUAGGAGAUGAAAGUUCCUUUUUUUUUUUUUUGUUUGUUACUCGUUCGCUCUCUAAACUGGAUGCUGCGUCUCUCUUGUAGUAGACUGUCUGUGUAAUUUGCUUCUUUCAGUAGGGAGUACUAGAAGAAGAAGGGGAAGAAGAUGAUGUUGCGAGUGAACUUGGGAUCCUUUGAUUCCUGCCUCUCUUCAAGUUUGCAGGGAUGCAGUAGUGCUCCUCCUCCUCCUCCUCCUGACAAUGGUAUGCUGCUGCCCACCAAUGUGCUUAACGUGUCACCUAGCAGGCUGCCUUCCUACCCUUUCAACUCUGCUCUACAGUUGGAGAGCACAUUCAGUGACCAGUCUACCUUUUGUUGGGAAUCUGAGAAGGCACCAGGUUUUAGUUCCAUUGCUUCCAAUUCUUCAUAUGUCGCCCCAAUGAUGAAGCCUUCUGCAGAGCUGAUGGGGGAGAUUGCCUCACUUGAGAUCGAAAUUAUGCAUUUGGAAUGUUAUCUUCUUUCACUCUACCGAACUGCUUUUGAACAGCAUUUACCCACCUUAAUGAAGAGCAAUGGACCCUAUUUACUGUAUAACUCAGGAUCACCAAUGAAAGUUAUAGCAGAUCAAUCAUGUUAUAAAAUAGAGCCUGACACGUGGAAAGGUGGUAGGGCCAGUCAUUCUCAAACUUCUCCUCCGUGUGGGUUGCCUGGUUUUGAUAACCUGAGUCAUGCUGCUCCUCCAAAAACAUCAUCCGACCAGAAGAGUGCUGAUCCUGGCCAUCGCAGCCUUGCAGAUCACUUUGGUGCUUCUUGCAUUGAUGAAGCCCUUUAUACUCCAGAUAGACUUUCUGAAGACAUUGUCAAAUGCAUGUCUUCUAUUUACUGCAGGCUUGCCAAUCCUACUUCAACUCAUGCAGGCUUUUCAGUUUCUUCCACUUCAUCCUUGUCCUCCUCAAGUAUAUUUUCUCCAAGAAAUGUUUCUGAUAGUUGGAGUCCACAUUGCAAUGGGGAAGCUACAGGGCUUGGACAAUUUCAAGGGUUCAAAGGGGAGAGCAUACCAUAUGCUGCAAUGAUAGAAGUCUCAAAGAUAUGUUUAGAUGAUAAUAGCUUCAACUAUGCUGCUAGAAUGCUACAAAAGUUAAGGUCUUUGGUUAAAAGUCUAGAGAAGAUUGACCCAAGGAAGAUGAAACGCGAAGAAAAGCUUGCAUUUUGGAUCAACAUUCACAAUGCCUUGGUGAUGCAUGCAUAUUUAGCAUAUGGAACUCAUACUCAUGUAAGAAGUACUUCUAUUUUAAAGGCAGUGUAUAAUGUGGGUGGACAUUGCAUAAAUGCUUAUAUCAUUCAAAGCUCCAUCUUAGGAAUCCGGUCACACCAUUCGCUGCCGACAAGUCAUAGGGGGAAAAGGGGGUGUUUCUCUGUCAUUCCGUGUCUCAAACUCAAUUCAUUAAUGUGGCUGCAAGCACUGCUGUAUGCAGGAAAGAAGUAUAAGAUGGGAAGCACGAGACAUGUUUAUGCCAUUGAAUAUCCAGAGCCACUUGUUCAUUUUGCGCUUUGUUCGGGGGCAUACUCUGACCCUGCGGUUCGAGUCUACACAGCAAGUAGUGUGUUUCAUGAUCUCAAACUUGCCAAAGAAGAGUUCGUACAAGCUAGUGUCUAUAUCUACAAGGAAAAAAAAAUAUCCCUGCCAAAAAUGCUUUACUACUUCGCUAAGGAUAUGUCACUGGAUGUGGCUGGGCUGUUAAAAGAGGUUAAUGGCUGCCUAACUGAUGAAGCUCAACAAAAGGCUAUCAUAAAAUGCUUGAAGGGGAGACCUGACAAGCACAUUCACUGGUUACCGCAGAGUUCAACCUUCCGGUAUAUCAUUCAUAGAGAAUUAGCUGAAGGGAUAAUAUCUGAUUGAUCAGCGGCUUUUUCACUGUAUUUAUGAAGCAAGCAUAAUUUGAGUGCUUCGAAAGUUAAAAUCAUAAAUAUGGCAAAUAUUUUUUGGUUGUAUAAAUAUAUAUAUAUAGAGAUAUAUAUAUAUAUAGAGAGAGAGAGAGGGGUCGGACUUGGGAAGAAGGAAAUUGAUGAUGUGUACCCUUCUCUCCAAUAAAAUCCCACUCUUUUUAUUGUGUUUGUGAAUUGUGAUAAUGUGCAUGUAUAUGAGUCCACUGAUUUCUUGUAAAAAAUGAUUUGCUGUUAUCAUUUCAGUAGAAUUUUAGAA